Messenger RNA from Biomphalaria glabrata, 2347 nucleotides. RefSeq names its product molluscan insulin-related peptide 3-like. The transcript has 3 exons. Gene Ontology annotation, cellular component: extracellular region. Gene Ontology annotation, molecular function: hormone activity. The coding region runs from base 150 to 581 and encodes 143 amino acids. Lineage: Eukaryota; Metazoa; Mollusca; Gastropoda; Planorbidae. The record is from RefSeq and is a predicted model, not a curated record.
CCCACCCCGUGGUGCCUCGACCUAAACUGUGUCGAGAAUAAAAGUAGCCGUUCUUUCUGUGCUUCUGUUUUGGAGUGAAAGACAGGCGGAACUAGGAGAGAGUUAGUGCUCUUGUUUCUUUCUCAACCGUGUGCGAGGUGUACUCCAACAUGCAGCUGCUAAAGGGAAAUCAAUCAACCAUGGCCUACGUAAGCAGACUGCUACUUCUGCUCACCCUCGCACACAGCACCAGUGUCACAGUGGCCGAGUACGACCACACCUGUAACGUGUUGAGUAGGCCGCAUCGUAAUGGCAGGUGUGGACGCCUACUGGUAGACACUGUCAACCUGCUGUGUAACUCCUUCUCGGGACUGUUGGUGAAGAGAGAUACCACAGAGAGAGUAAACGAGAACCUUAAGCACAUUCUCCUGAACAAAAAAGAAGCCCUGUCCUAUCUGACAAAGCGUGAGACGCGGGGCUCCAUCGUGUGUGAGUGCUGCUAUCACACCUGUACCAUCUCCGAGCUCCUCAAGUAUUGCAGCUAUGAUGUGUACAACAGCAAACAUGCAGCCGCCUACCGGAGCAGUCAUCAGGGCCAAUAACUUGUGUUGUCUCCAAGUGUCUGUUGGUGUUAGAGAGUGUUGAUGAUCUGCGAGAUUAUGUGUCGAUUGUGUCUCACAUUUAGAAGAACCACACAGUGCUUAGAAAUUGUUUCUGUUUGAUUAUUUAUUACACUUGUCAUAUUGUAACGAAAGAGACGACGCUGUUAUUUCCUGUUUAAAUACUUAUCUUUUCUUAUAUAAUACAGACGUUACUUCAAAAAAGAAGAUGAUUACGUCCUACGGGUCAUGCAUUCAGUCAUGCAUAAUAACCAAUGACUUUUGGUCACACAUCUGUGUAACUACGCUAAGAGUCCAAAUAUUAUGAUAAUUUUUAAAAAAAAGAGUUUAAAUUAACUUUAUGUAGUAGGCUAAUAUGUGUAGCAUAAGCCGCUUGGUUACCUAGCAAGAGGGCUCGAGUUUAAAUCUUGAUUCAGAUUAGAAAUGUUUGAGAUUCAACUAGAAUUGAGUUGUGUUUGUUGGACUUCAAAGGCAGUACUGAAACCAUCUCCCAGACUACCGACGUCUACAACAUGUUCAUGAAGAUAUUGGAGCAGAGGACACUAAACUUGGGUUCGAAUCUCGAUGUAGACUAGAUUUAACUAGAACUGAGUUGUGUUUGCUGAGCGCUCAAUGGCAGUAGGCCUGCUGAAACCUGUUAGGAAUUGGGUUCCACGAGAUAAUAAUUAGCAGAAACGGUCGUUUAACGCAGUGUUUCCCAAACUUUUGACCUAUGUGUACCCCUUUUAUAACUUUUGUAAUGCUGAGUACUCCUCACCCCCCACCACACUUUAAUUUAUUAACAGAACAUGAUAAAUGGGUAUUUUAAAAAAUCAGCAUAGUUAAUGAGAUGCAACGCGUUUCCCGUACCUUUGGGGGUAAGCGUACCCCACUUUGGGAAACACUGGUUUAACGAAUAGUUGGUUAGAUCAAGAAAAAGGCAUUUUUCUUAGAUAGCAACUGACAUCAAAUCGCGCGCAUCAGUACACUGAUUUCUUAUCUUAUAUAAUGCAGACGUUACUUCAAAAAAGAAGAUGCUUACGUCCCACGCGUCAUGCAUUUAGUUAUGCAUGUUUCUCUAAGUCUCAAUGACUUAAAUUCUGCCAAGUCACUGGUUUACCUGAAUGGCUCAUCUGACAAGCAUAGUAGGUCUGAUAUAUUUAAUAUAUAUAUUAUUUAUUCCAGCUAAAAAUAAAGUGAAACAUUUAAAGUUGUCUUCCAUUACAACUGUAACUUAAAGCACAAUCUUGAACACAAUCAGUACAGUAGAAUCUAUAACAAACAUUUAGAACACAAACUAGUCAAUCUAGACUAGUGUCAAGGAAGAGAAGAAUUCCCUUCUAAUAAGAAUUUCGUCUCAUGAUGUACAUUUAGACAAUGUUAUAUCUUUGUACUGAAGUUAAAUAUUGACUUUAUGUCAUCUUCAGUUUUCUUUCCGAUAUUUGCCUCUAAUUAAUUGUUGUAUUUCUUUUGUAAGGACCUAUGCAGCUCUUAAGUCUGUCUCUGGUCUGUGGAGUUUGUGCAAUUGGUGUAUGUGUUUUCCUCUUCUUUUUUUUUAACAGUCCGCCAAAAUUGCAAGUUUUCAUGUUUCUGUUUGGUUCUGGUUGACUUUUCUCUCAAAGUCUGACUUUGUGGUUUAAUACAAUGUUAAAAUUUUUUAUAAAACCGUUUUUUUUUAAUGAAAAUAAUUUCUAAACUACAAAAUAAAAAAAAAUCUUGAUGUAAUGUCGAAACAGAAAAAAAAAAGAAAUAAAAGAAUAGACACCUUA